GAGGAGGAAGAUGGCGGGAGGGCGGCUCUGAGGAGACCUCGGCGGCGGCGGAGGAGGAGAGAAGCGCAUCGCCGCGCCGCGCCGGGGCCCAUGUGGGGAGGAGUCGGAGUCGCUGUUGCCGCCGCCGCCGCCGCCGCCGCCGCCUGUAACUGCUGGAUCCGAGUGGGAGUGAGGGGGAGACUGCAGGAUGAAGUUCGCCGAGCACCUCUCCGCGCACAUCACUCCCGAGUGGAGGAAGCAAUACAUCCAGUAUGAGGCUUUUAAGGAUAUGCUGUACUCAGCUCAGGACCAGGCACCUUCUGUGGAAGUUACAGAUGAGGACACAGUAAAGAGGUAUUUUGCCAAGUUUGAAGAAAAAUUUUUCCAAACCUGUGAAAAAGAACUUGCCAAAAUCAACACAUUUUAUUCAGAAAAGCUCGCAGAGGCUCAGCGCAGGUUUGCUACACUUCAGAAUGAACUUCAGUCAUCACUGGAUGCACAGAAAGAAAGCACUGGUGUUACUACACUGCGACAACGCAGAAAGCCAGUCUUCCACCUGUCCCAUGAGGAACGUGUCCAGCAUAGGAAUCUUAAAGACCUUAAACUGGCCUUCAGCGAGUUCUACCUCAGUCUUAUCCUGCUGCAGAACUAUCAGAAUCUGAAUUUUACAGGGUUCCGAAAAAUCCUUAAAAAGCAUGACAAGAUCCUGGAAACAUCUCGUGGAGCAGAUUGGCGAGUGGCUCAUGUAGAAGUAGCCCCGUUUUAUACAUGCAAGAAAAUCAACCAGCUCAUCUCUGAAACUGAGGCUGUAGUGACCAAUGAACUUGAAGAUGGUGACAGACAAAAAGCUAUGAAGCGUUUACGUGUUCCCCCUUUGGGAGCUGCUCAGCCUGCACCAGCAUGGACUACUUUUAGAGUUGGCCUAUUUUGUGGAAUAUUCAUUGUACUGAAUAUUACCCUUGUGCUUGCCGCUGUAUUUAAACUUGAAACAGAUAGAAGUAUUUGGCCCUUGAUAAGAAUCUAUCGCGGUGGCUUUCUUCUGAUUGAAUUCCUUUUUCUACUGGGCAUCAACACGUAUGGUUGGAGACAGGCUGGAGUAAAUCAUGUGCUCAUCUUUGAACUUAAUCCGAGAAGCAAUUUGUCUCAUCAGCAUCUCUUUGAGAUUGCUGGAUUCCUCGGGAUAUUGUGGUGCCUGAGCCUUCUGGCAUGCUUCUUUGCUCCAGUUAGUGUCAUCCCCACAUAUGUGUACCCACUUGUCCUUUAUGGGUUUAUGGCUUUCUUUCUCAUCAACCCCACCAAAACUUUCUAUUAUAAAUCCCGAUUUUGGCUGCUUAAACUGCUGUUUCGAGUAUUUACAGCCCCCUUCCAUAAGGUAGGCUUUGCUGAUUUCUGGCUGGCCGAUCAGCUGAACAGCCUGUCAGUGAUACUGAUGGACCUGGAAUAUAUGAUCUGCUUCUACAGUUUUGAGCUCAAAUGGGAUGAAAGUGGGGGCCUGUUGCCAAAUGAUUCAGAAGAACCAGAAAUUUGCCACAAAUACUCAUAUGGUGUGCGGGCUAUUGUUCAGUGCAUUCCUGCUUGGCUUCGCUUUAUCCAGUGCCUGCGCCGAUACCGAGACACAAAAAGGGCCUUUCCUCAUUUAGUUAAUGCUGGAAAAUACUCCACGACUUUCUUCACGGUGACGUUUGCAGCCCUUUACAGCACUCACAAAGAACGAGGUCACUCAGACACCACAGUGUUCUUUUACCUGUGGAUCGUCUUUUGUAUCAUCAGUUCCUGUUACACCCUCAUCUGGGAUCUGAAGAUGGACUGGGGUCUUUUUGAUAAGAAUGCAGGAGAAAACACUUUCCUCCGGGAAGAGAUUGUAUACCCCCAAAAAGCCUAUUAUUACUGUGCCAUCAUAGAGGAUGUGAUCCUGCGCUUUGCUUGGACUAUCCAAAUCUCAAUUACCUCCAUGACUUUGUUGCCUCAUUCUGGGGACAUCAUUGCUACUGUCUUUGCUCCCCUUGAGGUUUUCCGGCGAUUUGUGUGGAACUUCUUCCGCCUGGAGAAUGAACAUCUGAAUAACUGUGGUGAAUUCCGUGCUGUGAGGGACAUCUCUGUGGCCCCUCUGAAUGCAGAUGAUCAGACGCUUCUAGAGCAGAUGAUGGACCAGGAAGACGGGGUACGAAACCGCCAGAAGAAUCGGCCAUGGAAGUAUAGCCAGAGCAUAUCCCUGCGCCGGCCUUGCCUCGCUUCUCAAUCCAAGGCUCGUGACACUAAGGUAUUGAUAGAAGACACAGAUGAUGAAGCUAACACUUGAAUCCUCUGAAGUCUAGAUUAACGUCCUUGGUUUUCCUACUCUACAGUUCUUUCCUCGACCAACGCAACCUCUAGUACCUUUCCAGCCGAAAACAGGAGAAGACAUAUAACACAUUUUCCGAGCUCUUCCAGAUCGGAUCCUAUGGACUCCAAACAAGCUCACUGUGUUUCUUUUCUUUUCUUCUGGUUUAAUUUUCAUUUUCUACUUUUAAAACAAAUAUUUACUUCAUUUUGCCAAUCAGAGGACAUUUUAAGGAACAAAAACAUAGUAUCUUAUGGAUUGUUUACAAUCACAAGGACACAGAUACCUGUCAGGAUGAAGAACAAGCAUUGCAAGAACCCUCUGAUGGGACGGUACCGAGAUAUCUCGGCUUCCGCUUGGCCCGGUUUUGACUGGUUGAAACCGGACAUUGGUUUUUAAAUUUUUUGUCUGUUUAUGUGGAGAAUUUUUUCCUUUCCUUCAUACCCAGCGCAAAAGCACUGGCCGCACUUGCAGGGAAAGUGCAACUUAGAGCAGUACCUUCAUUCACGAAGCUACUUUUUAAUUUGAUGUAACUUUUCUUAUUUUGGGGAGGGUUGCUGGGUGGGUGGGAAAUAUGAUGUAUUUGUUACAUAUGGUUUUCUCAUUAUUUAUGAAACUUAACCAUAAAAGAAUGAUAUAACUCCUGUACAAUGAAGGUGAUAACAGUGAAAGAAGACAGGGGAAACUAAUGUUGGACAGCAUAUAUGAGGGUUUAGUCCACAAUACCUCUUUCAUGAGACAACUUGCACCAGUUUGACUUUUUCUUUCCUUUCUUUUUAAUUUUAAGCCAAAGUUUUAUUACUAAUUUUUUAAGUUGCUGCUGCUUUAGAAUCCUGAGCAUGUCUCUCAUAACAAAGCAUCCACACACUUCCACACAACCAGUUGAAAUUUCUUUAAGAGCUCUGAUACUUCUUUCUUUAAAGGAACAGAUGUGGAAUACAUUUGCCCAUAUUCCAACCAUAACAACUGAAGUUACGCCUUAUUAAGCUUCAGCAUGUGGGGUAAUUGAAGUACAGCCUUUACUAACUCAGAAUUAGAAGACAGAGCUAUUUCAGAGACUCUCUACACCCUCACUGGAUAGUUUUUCUUCUGGGCCCUCUUACUUUAGCCAGAAUUUGAUCAAAUUAAAAGUCUGUCUUGGGGAAACCAUGCUUUUGAGAGCAUAGAACAAAUUAUCCUUCCUCUUUUACAUUACAGUGAUAAAACAGACCUUGGCAGCCAUUUCUCCCAGCAGUUUUAAAGGAUGAACAUUGGAUUUCAUGCCCCUCAUAUGAUAGAAAAACUGCUUUUAAAAUUUGGGGGGCUUGAACUUGGUUAUACACAAAAAGUAUUUCUUAGAAAUUUCAGACUAUCAUGGUCUGUACAUAAUGCUCAUUUUCACUUCUUUGUCUAAUUUCUUUCCUAUUUCCUAAGUCAUCCAGAUAAGCCCAAAAGCCAUAAGGGAUUUUACUUUCUUGACUGUGGUUGGCAUUGGAUUUAGUAUUCUCACUUACUUAGUAUUAAAAACAUAUGGUUACUACCCCUUAGUAUACCCUUUUGUCAUCAGCUCUUCUCCCAUGUAUCACAAGUCUUUACUCAUCCCUGUCAUAAUUCCAGUAGAUUAAUUAAAGUUCCUGUUACUACCAAAAUUCUGCCAAUUAACUGACAAAUAGUUUCUUUUUAAAGGAGGUGUUUUUUUUCAUCUUUAUUCUUGAUAAGUUCCCCAAAUCUGUUCCCUUCCUGAAUCGAGACUUUUUUUUUUUCUGAAAAAUCAUAAAACUUUGUGGCAUUUAUUGCUUUUUUUGUUUUGCCAAGCAUGUUCCUUGGCCCAAAACUGAAGAAGAGAAGUUUAAUUUGGGUUUUUUUUUUUUUUAGUUUAAAUAAAUUGAAUCAUUUAUAAUAAUCAGUGGUAACAAUUUAGUGACCCUUAAUAGUUUAAAGGUUGCAUUAUUUAUACUUGGGAUUUUUUUCUAACUAUUCUGGUUUUGUACUUUAAAACUAUGGGGGAAAUAUCACUGGUCUGUCAAAAAGUAGCAGUAAUUAUUCCUGAAUUACAUAGGUAAGUCCAGUGGACCAGUCAUUUCCUGUACAAAUAAAAUUGGUGGUACUAAUGCGUAUCCAAAGCAAUUUGAGUUGUCAACUUCAUUCUUACUAGUAAACCUAUAUAGUGACACACAUAAAAUCUUACAGUUGACUUCUGGUAUUUGAAUUCUCCAGUGUUUUUACUUCAGUGUAUCCUAUGACCAAUUUGGUCUUUCUUCAACUAUUAUGAUUCUAGGCCCUAAUCAGUAUUAUUUUUUCAUAGGUAAUACAAUGUUAGAAUGUAUUCAUUUUCUGAUGUUCAUCCUAUCAGCAUAGUCUAUUCAAGAAUGAUAAGGCUUAUGUAACUUUCAACUUACUAUGACAGUUACUCAAAUAUGUAUUUAAACACAACAGCUUUAUGUUCCUCUUAAAGCUGUAAAGAGAAAAGAGGGCUUUUCCUCAUCAGGAGAAAAUGGUUUGGGAGACAGAAUAUAUAUUUAAUUUUUUUCCUCUAAAAAAGGCAUUGUGCAUUUUUCUCUCCUAAGUUCUGUAUGCCCUAGCCGUUGUGAAUGCUAUAUCCUACCUAAAAUUUUAUUGGACCUUCUUGUACGCUGAAACUCUCAAUAGAACUCUUAGGAAAUGAAUAUCACAGAGUCAUUUUAAAGGAGCAGCAAUCUAACCAAAGGUAAAACUUCAUCUGAUUUUAGGUUUAGAAAUUCUAGUUUUACUUUAUUUGAGAAUCACUCAAUUUAAUAUCAGUUAAAAUACUCCCCAAAUGAAUGAAAAGGAAAUAUUAAAAAAAAGAAUAAAAUUCCUUUUUCAUUUUAUGAAAGAAAGUAUGGAAAGCAUUGAUUUGUGUAGAGAAAGCAAAAGACAAAAGUGGCUUAUUUUCUAUGCACAAAUAUGCACCUAUUAUUAAGGCUGCCUAUACUAUUAAAAUGGAGUAAUUGAGGAGGAUUUCAUACCAAUACAGAGAGACAAUAAAAUGAUCAAACAUUAAGUCAUCAUUAAUUAGGUUAUAAUAGUUAUUUCUAAGAUUGGAAAGAUGUUGAAAACCUAUGUGCAUCUUUCUUUUCCGGCAUCAGCCAUUUUUCUCCUUAAGAAACCUGCUUAACUUCAGAUUCAGAAGCAAUGAUGUGAGAGGAGAAUGCCAAUCACCUCAGCAGUAACAUGUAUGAACCCUUAAAGAAGGAAAAUGGAGCCCAGCCCCUAGGAUUUAUGACAUCCCAAUAUUCUCAACGUAAGAGUUCUAAGAUUUUAACAGAUUUUACUAGAAGUAACUUGUUGCUAUAUGGUAUCCUUCUACCAUGAUUUGACCAAAGUACAGUCAUGAUAACUAGAGAAAGCAGUUCAUCCUUUCUUAACUAAGGCAAGUUAAGAAUAGAAAAAAGUAGCCUAUUACUGAGCAUACAGGCAUCAGAUUAACAGACACUUAGUUGAAGAGAAAUAAUUGUGGAGAUAGCAGAGAAGAGCAAAAGGAUGUUGGACCUUGGCAGCCGGGCAGUUAGGAAAGUAUAUGAGCUUGAUGGCAUGGAGGUGACAAUGCCUUGCUGUCUCUCCUUUCAGUGGUUAUACAGCUGGUAAGAGACCUGCCUUUGUUCUCCUACCAUCUUUCUCCACUACUUUGCUUUAUUCAGGAAAUAGUUCUUUAUGCCCAAGUGCAAUUUUCUAAGCAAUGACUAGAAAAAUUUCUUAGUCUAAGAAAAGUAAUUUAGAAAAUAACUAUCCAUGGCAUUACUUUAUUCAAAAACAGGUUUCUCUGAAGUGAUUGCACUUUAUUUGGUAAACAAAUUUCAGAUUAUUGUUUUCUGUAAUAGUUUGCAUGAAAUUUUCUAGCUCAAAAACAUAAGUACUUCUUUCUAUACAACAUUGAAAUUUUUAAAAUUAAGAUAGCUUCUCAGAUUGAAAAAAGUUAUGUUGAAUCUAAGGCUCUCUCAACUACAAAAUCACCAUACUUUUAACAAAUCUAAUUUUAAAAGCCAACAACAAAUAAGAUCAGUGUCACUAGGUUAAGACAGUAGAAGUUCUAGUAGAACUUCAGGAAAAGUUAGGUAAAGAGGAGUAAAUCAAAUUUAUGAGCUUAAUUCAUUUUAUGACACAUCUAACUUUUAUUUCUUGCUUUGGAUGAUUAGCUGAAGCAAGGAAAAUUAAAGAGAUUUUGUAAAUUACUUAAACACUUCAUUUCUGCAUUUCAGGUAUCAGUCUUGAUAGUAAAUCUUAAAAGCUAACUCUCUGCAUUGUAUUUUCAGUCUAUACAAUGUCAGAGCUCAGUGGUAAUGUGGGAUAGAGUUGAUUAUAUUAGAGCAUAAGAAAGUUGUGCUGGCCAAUGCUACAAACCAUUAAUUCAACCAGCAUUAAGCCACACUACUCACCAAAUAUGGAAAAGUAAAAGCAUUUCAUUAGAUUUGGAAGAGCUUAGUUUAAAUGAUAUGAGAAGUUUGCCUGGGAAUGGAGAGGAGCCUCCUGAUGGGAAUGCCUCAUAAUGCCUUUCUGGUAUGAAUUAGCAAAACUCUGAUACUGAGCUGCCCCUUAAAAACAACCUUCCAGAAGGAAUUUGCUUACUCACUGUGGAAGAGGAAGUCAGAGGGACAAGAUUAGAGUUUCCCCUGAAGAGAAGAAAAUCAUUAUACUGCUUUUCAUCUAAAGCAUGUUUCCUUGUAGCAGACCUUUGGUUUAUUUUAUUAUUAAAUCAAAGCCACCUUCAGUUUUGUUUGUUUGUUUUUGUUUUUGUUUUUUUAUGGUGCCAUCAACCUAAGGAGGACAAUCAAAUAACCAACUGUUUGCCUUGGAUUCAGUGUGUCUGCUAAUUACACAGUCUCAUCUUGUAUAACUUGUAUACCUUCAAACCAGUUACUUCUACCAUAUUACCUUAGUUCUUCCUAUGCCCUUUCCUCUGGACCACCACACAUCAGAGGGAAGACUUGCUACCAGGAAGAUGUGGACUUCUAAAAAAGAGCGAGGAUUCCAUCUCACUAUCCCUUUAUCAUUAUCUCUGAAGUCCCUACCCACACUUCCCUGAUGGUCCUGUAGCAACACCAGCGUGAUGGGAAUAGGGAGGAAGAUUGUGGGGAAUCCUGAAUGAGCAUGAUGUUGUUAUUCUUUUGAACUGUAAAGUGAAAUUGUGAGCCACUCACGUUUGCAAAAAGAGCAGAACUCUUAAGCUUUAUCACAUUGUGAAGAUUAAUAUCUUGCUGUUUUCCAGAUUAACACAGAAGCUUGUAUCCAUGAAGAGUAUUUAGGAGGGCAAUAGGGUGUAAAAGGUACCUGUCUUUUUGAAUCCUCUCCCUCUACUCAUGUUUCCUUCACCCCCGCACCAUGUUGUGUUGGUCAAAUGAUACUAUCCUAUGAAACUCUGAACUAUAGUUGUCAAAAGUAACUAUGGAAUGUGAUUAGUCCUCUGUGGGUGCUGCUUUCCCUCUUUUUUCUCCCUUGCUUUCUUUCUUACUCUCUCCACUCCGGUAAAUGGAAAAGGUGACGUCAAAGAAUUGAUGCUUGCUUGGACUCAUGUUGUAUCUGUGACUAUGCUAUUACCUGUCUCCUUUUUCCUUCUUUCUUACAUGGGUAGAAUUCUUACGAAGUGUGGAGUUCCCUUCUUGAAAGUAGGUUAAAUGCACAAUGUGGUACUGUUUUAUAGUUUGUAGAUGGUUGUAUAAAACAAAAAGUUAAUGUGGUUAUGUGUUUUUAAAAGAAAACAAGUGAUUGGUUAAAAAAAA
Messenger RNA from Mesoplodon densirostris (Blainville's beaked whale), 8013 nucleotides. RefSeq names its product xenotropic and polytropic retrovirus receptor 1 (gene XPR1). The transcript is spliced from 15 exons. Gene Ontology annotation, cellular component: plasma membrane; Golgi apparatus; cytoplasm. Gene Ontology annotation, biological process: cellular response to phosphate starvation; phosphate ion transport. Bases 188 to 2278 code for a protein of 696 amino acids. The record is from RefSeq and is a predicted model, not a curated record. NCBI's taxonomy places the organism in Eukaryota, Metazoa, Chordata, Mammalia, Artiodactyla, Ziphiidae. Gene Ontology annotation, molecular function: inositol hexakisphosphate binding.